CACCAUACUAGAAAGCAGUGAAAUUUCUGAAUCUACAAACAAAAUGGAUACCCAAUCUCCCCCUCUCCAUCUCUACUUUCUUCCCAUGUUGGCCCCAGGCCACAUGAUUCCCAUGGUGGACUUGGCCAGGCAGUUUGCCAGGCAAGGCGUGAAGGCAACUUUAUUCACAACACCCUUAAACGCAGCCCAGAUUUCUAAACCCAUCGACCGAGAAAGAGAACUCGGAAGCCAAAUAACCAUUCGAUUACUGGAAUUUCCUUACAAGGAAUCCGGCCUGCCGGAGGGUAUCGAAAACCUGUCCGCCACCACGACUAUGGAGCAGACGCUCAGUUUUUUCAACGCCCUCGAUCAUUUCCAGGGCCCAAUCGAGCGGCUCGCGGAAGAGGACCGCCCUGACGGUUUCAUAUCAGCCCCGAUGUACACAUGGGGCAAUGAUUUCGCGGCCAAAUUUGGGAUCCCAAGGCUGAGUUUCUGGGGAACCGGGUUUUUUCCACUCUGUGUGCAUAAUAGUCUCCGCCGCCAUAAACCUCACGAGAAGAUUGAAUCCGACACGGAAGAAUUCGUCAUCCCUGACCUUCCGGACACCCUGAAAACAACCAAACAGCAGCUCCCAGAGUCGCUGAAAGACGAUUCAGUGAAUCCUUUGAAAGAAUAUCUGGAAAAACUUAUGAAAGGAGAAGAAUUUAGCUAUGGGAUGGUUGUAAACAGCUUCUAUGAGCUGGAACCGGCUUAUGUAAAACACUGCCGGGAAGUUAUAGGGAAAAAAUCAUGGCACGUCGGUCCAGUUUCCUUGUGCAACAAGGAAGACGGGGAAAAAUCGCAGAGGGGUCAAGCGGCGUCGAUUGGGGAAGAAGAGUGUUUGAAUUGGCUCAACUCCAAAACCCCCAAUUCAGUAGUGUAUGUUUGUUUUGGGAGCAUGGCUAUCUUCUCCGCCGCGCAGCUGCGCGAGAUAGCAGCCGGGCUUGAGGCGUCCGGCCAGCCGUUCAUAUGGGUUGUAAAGCAAAACAAUAAAGAGGAAGAAAUGAAGGAGUGGAUGCCGGAAGGAUUCGAGAAAAGGACGCAGGAUAGAGCCCUGAUUAUCCGAGGAUGGGCACCUCAAGUGCUCAUCCUCGAUCAUAAAGCGGUGGGAGGAUUUGUGACUCACUGCGGAUGGAAUUCUUUGCUCGAGGGAAUAACGGCCGGAGUGCCAAUGGUCUCCUGGCCGCUCUCCGCCGAGCAAUUCUUUAACGAAAAGAUGGUCACGCAGAUUCUGAAGAUCGGAGUUCCGGUUGGGGCUCAGGCAUGGACGAAAAGAACAGACAGCAGGGCUCCCAUUAACCGAGAAAACAUAGAGGCAGCUGUGAGGGAACUAAUGAUCGGAGAAGAAGCUGAGGAAAGGAGAAGCCGCUCAAUCGCCUUAGGAAACAUGGCCAAGAAAGCAGUAGAACCAGGCGGCUCAUCCGACGUUGAUUUGAGCUCUUUACUGGAAGAACUGAGGAAAAACAGAAACAAGAAUUAAUAUGGCUCAUACUUUUUUUUUAAUCAUUUCUCAUGUAUUUUAAUUUGCCAUUUUGGAAAUUACGAAAUAAAUUUUCAAGAAAAAAAUGUUUCAUGUCAUGUUGCCUUUCAUACUAAACCAAAUUCUUCGUCC
Messenger RNA from Ipomoea triloba (trilobed morning glory), 1630 nucleotides. RefSeq names its product scopoletin glucosyltransferase-like. Gene Ontology annotation, molecular function: UDP-glycosyltransferase activity. The coding region runs from base 44 to 1498 and encodes 484 amino acids. The record is from RefSeq and is a predicted model, not a curated record. Lineage: Eukaryota; Viridiplantae; Streptophyta; Magnoliopsida; Solanales; Convolvulaceae. The transcript has a single exon.